Messenger RNA from Paramecium pentaurelia, 1691 nucleotides. The record is from the annotation of a GenBank genome assembly. Lineage: Eukaryota; Ciliophora; Oligohymenophorea; Peniculida; Parameciidae.
AAUGAAUAAGAAUAAAGGUGUAAGUAAAGAUGUUUAGACACCGCAGUUUUUGGAAAAGAAGCCUUAAAAUUUGAAUCCAAAGCUUAAAUAAUCAGAUUUAAAUAGAAAAUUGUUUACAAUGCCUAUUGAUGCUAAAUAUAAAGCUGUACUUGGACCAGAUACUGCAAGUUUAGUGGCUUAUCUAAAGCAAAAGAAAAAAAAAGAAAAAGCAAUAUAAAAAUUGAAAGAUUCAGGAAAAAUAUAGAUAAUAAAGGAGCCUAAAUAAACAAUUGAUAAAUCCUUGCCUUAAGGAAUCUAUGAAACUGAAGAGGGUAAAUUAAAAGAUAUAUCUGGAAAAAUUAUUAGACUAAAUGACUAAGCUAAGUCUCUAAAAAUAAAUUAAGAAAGGUAGAAGCUUGACAAAAUUUAAGAAAUGCUAAAAAUUUAAAACAAUUUAAAGGAUGCUUUAAAUGACAAGGGACGAUUUUUAGAUAAAAAUGUUACAAUACAACGUAGUAAUAUAAAAAGAUAAAAAAGAAAAUUAUUGGCUUUUAAUUUUAUUGAAAAUGGUAAUAUAGAUAAGGAAUAAGUAUAAUAAACUUCUGUUUAAAUAUAAGAUGAAGAAAAAGACAAAGUAUAAGUACAAGAAAAGGAAAUAUAAAAUUUAACUACUACAUCAAUUCAAACAAAUUUUAAAAGAGUUUGUGUUAAAAUGAAACAUCAUGAUCCAAUUCCAAAUAUAGAAUGGUGGGAUGUUCCUUUAUUUCCUGAAUAUUAGGCAAAUUAUAUUCCAAUUAAUAUAGAAAGUGAAUAAGAGCAUAAAUAACCUGCCACAGCUCAUACAUAAGAAGAAAUCCAAAGGAAUAUCACAUUUUUAGAAUAAUUAUAAUAUACAGAUACAAAUAUAUUAUUAGAUAAAAUAACUAAAUUACUUGAGCAUCCAAAACCAUUUGUCAUAAGUGAAUUAGUAUAGAAUAGAGAAAAAGCUGCUUUGCCUUCAUUUUUAACAAAAAAAGAAAGAAAGAAAAGAUUGAGAAAAAUACGUAUGGAUAUUUAAAAGGAGAAAUAAGAUAAAAUUAGAUUAGGUUUAUAGAAACCAUCUCCACCAAGAAUAACUUUGUAAAAUAUGAUGGCCAUUUUAGGAGCUGAAGCAUAAAUAGAUCCAAGUAAAGCUGAACAAGAAGUAAGAAGAUAAAUCUAGGCUAGAUUAGAUAAACAUAUAAAAUAAAAUGAAGAAAAAAAAUUAACUAAAGAAUAAAGAGGUGAUAAAUUAAAAUUAAAAUGGUAAAAGGAUGCUGCAUAAGAAAUUAGAGUUGCUGUAUUUAGAAUUGAUGAUGAUUUAUCAUCAACUAAUUUAGAAUCCAAGAAAUUAAAAUUUAAAGUAGAUAUGAAUGCAUAAUAAGUGAGUUUAUAAGGUGUUUGUUUAAUAGCAAAUUAAAAUGGAUAAUAAGUUGUACCUUCAAUUGUAGUAGUAGAGGGAGGACCCAAAGGAAUUAAAUUCUAUAAAAAAUUAUUAUUGAAUAGAAUAAAAUGGAGAUGUGAUGAAUCAAAACCUGGCUGUGUAUUAGUUUGGGAAGGUGUGGCUAAGUAACAUGCAUUUAAUAAAUGGAGAACUAUUGAAAUUAAGAGUGAAGCAGAAGGAAAGAGAAUUUUAGCAGAAAAAGGUGUUGAACAAUUUUGGGAUUUGGCAAUGAAUAACCAUCAAAAUUGAU